GUUGCCGGCCCCUGAAGUGGAGCGAGAGGGAGGUGCUUCGCCGUUUCUCCUGCCAGGGGAGGUCCCGGCUUCCCGUGGAGGCUCCGGACCAAGCCCCUUCAGCUUCUCCCUCCGGAUCGAUGUGCUGCUGUUAACCCGUGAGGAGGCGGCGGCGGCGGCAGCGGCAGCGGAAGAUGGUGUUGCUGAGAGUGUUAAUUCUGCUCCUCUCCUGGGCGGCGGGGAUGGGAGGUCAGUAUGGGAAUCCUUUAAAUAAAUAUAUCAGACAUUAUGAAGGAUUAUCUUACAAUGUGGAUUCAUUACACCAAAAACACCAGCGUGCCAAAAGAGCAGUCUCACAUGAAGACCAAUUUUUACGUCUAGAUUUCCAUGCCCAUGGAAGACAUUUCAACCUACGAAUGAAGAGGGACACUUCCCUUUUCAGUGAUGAAUUUAAAGUAGAAACAUCAAAUAAAGUACUUGAUUAUGAUACCUCUCAUAUUUACACUGGACAUAUUUAUGGUGAAGAAGGAAGUUUUAGCCAUGGGUCUGUUAUUGAUGGAAGAUUUGAAGGAUUCAUCCAGACUCGUGGUGGCACAUUUUAUGUUGAGCCAGCAGAGAGAUAUAUUAAAGACCGAACUCUGCCAUUUCACUCUGUCAUUUAUCAUGAAGAUGAUAUUAACUAUCCCCAUAAAUACGGUCCUCAGGGGGGCUGUGCAGAUCAUUCAGUAUUUGAAAGAAUGAGGAAAUACCAGAUGACUGGUGUAGAGGAAGUAACACAGAUACCUCAAGAAGAACAUGCUGCUAAUGGUCCAGAACUUCUGAGGAAAAAACGUACAACUUCAGCUGAAAAAAAUACUUGUCAGCUUUAUAUUCAGACUGAUCAUUUGUUCUUUAAAUAUUACGGAACACGAGAAGCUGUGAUUGCCCAGAUAUCCAGUCAUGUUAAAGCGAUUGAUACAAUUUACCAGACCACAGACUUCUCCGGAAUCCGUAACAUCAGUUUCAUGGUGAAACGCAUAAGAAUCAAUACAACUGCUGAUGAGAAGGACCCUACAAAUCCUUUCCGUUUCCCAAAUAUUGGUGUGGAGAAGUUUCUGGAAUUGAAUUCUGAGCAGAAUCAUGAUGACUACUGUUUGGCCUAUGUCUUCACAGACCGAGAUUUUGAUGAUGGCGUACUUGGUCUGGCUUGGGUUGGAGCACCUUCAGGAAGCUCUGGAGGAAUAUGUGAAAAAAGUAAACUCUAUUCAGAUGGUAAGAAGAAGUCCUUAAACACUGGAAUUAUUACUGUUCAGAACUAUGGGUCUCAUGUACCUCCCAAAGUCUCUCACAUUACUUUUGCUCACGAAGUUGGACAUAACUUUGGAUCCCCACAUGAUUCUGGAACAGAGUGCACACCAGGAGAAUCUAAGAAUUUGGGUCAAAAAGAAAAUGGCAAUUACAUCAUGUAUGCAAGAGCAACAUCUGGGGACAAACUUAACAACAAUAAAUUCUCACUCUGUAGUAUUAGAAAUAUAAGCCAAGUUCUUGAGAAGAAGAGAAACAACUGUUUUGUUGAAUCUGGCCAACCUAUUUGUGGAAAUGGAAUGGUAGAACAAGGUGAAGAAUGUGAUUGUGGCUAUAGUGACCAGUGUAAAGAUGAAUGCUGCUUCGAUGCAAAUCAACCAGAGGGAAGAAAAUGCAAACUGAAACCUGGGAAACAGUGCAGUCCAAGUCAAGGUCCUUGUUGUACAGCACAGUGUGCAUUCAAGUCAAAGUCUGAGAAGUGUCGGGAUGAUUCAGACUGUGCAAGGGAAGGAAUAUGUAAUGGCUUCACAGCUCUCUGCCCAGCAUCUGACCCUAAACCAAACUUCACAGACUGUAAUAGGCAUACACAAGUGUGCAUUAAUGGGCAAUGUGCAGGUUCUAUCUGUGAGAAAUAUGGCUUAGAGGAGUGUACGUGUGCCAGUUCUGAUGGCAAAGAUGAUAAAGAAUUAUGCCAUGUAUGCUGUAUGAAGAAAAUGGACCCAUCAACUUGUGCCAGUACAGGGUCUGUGCAGUGGAGUAGGCACUUCAGUGGUCGAACCAUCACCCUGCAACCUGGAUCCCCUUGCAACGAUUUUAGAGGUUACUGUGAUGUUUUCAUGCGGUGCAGAUUAGUAGAUGCUGAUGGUCCUCUAGCUAGGCUUAAAAAAGCAAUUUUUAGUCCAGAGCUCUAUGAAAACAUUGCUGAAUGGAUUGUGGCUCAUUGGUGGGCAGUAUUACUUAUGGGAAUUGCUCUGAUCAUGCUAAUGGCUGGAUUUAUUAAGAUAUGCAGUGUUCAUACUCCAAGUAGUAAUCCAAAGUUGCCUCCUCCUAAACCACUUCCAGGCACUUUAAAGAGGAGGAGACCUCCACAGCCCAUUCAGCAACCCCAGCGUCAGCGGCCCCGAGAGAGUUAUCAAAUGGGACACAUGAGACGCUAACUGCAGCUUUUGCCUUGGUUCUUCCUAGUGCCUACAAUGGGAAAACUUCACUCCAAAGAGAAACCUAUUAAGUCAUCAUCUCCAAACUAAACCCUCACAAGUAACAGUUGAAGAAAAAAUGGCAAGAGAUCAUAUCCUCAGACCAGGUGGAAUUACUUAAAUUUUAAAGCCUGAAAAUUCCAAUUUGGGGGUGGGAGGUGGAAAAGGAACCCAAUUUUCUUAUGAACAGAUAUUUUUAACUUAAUGGCACAAAGUCUUAGAAUAUUAUUAUGUGCCCCGUGUUCCCUGUUCUUCGUUGCUGCAUUUUCUUCACUUGCAGGCAAACUUGGCUCUCAAUAAACUUUUACCACAAAUUGAAAUAAAUAUAUUUUUUUCAACUGCCAAUCAAGGCUAGGAGGCUCGACCACCUCAACAUUGGAGACAUCACUUGCCAAUGUACAUACCUUGUUAUAUGCAGACAUGUAUUUCUUACGUACACUGUACUUCUGUGUGCAAUUGUAAACAGAAAUUGCAAUAUGGAUGUUUCUUUGUAUUAUAAAAUUUUUCCGCUCUUAAUUAAAAAUUACUGUUUAAUUGACAUACUCAGGAUAACAGAGAAUGGUGGUAUUCAGUGGUCCAGGAUUCUGUAAUGCUUUACACAGGCAGUUUUGAAAUGAAAAUCAAUUUACCUUUCUGUUACGAUGGAGUUGGUUUUGAUACUCAUUUUUUCUUUAUCACAUGGCUGCUACGGGCACAAGUGACUAUACUGAAGAACACAGUUAAGUGUUGUGCAAACUGGACAUAGCAGCACAUACUACUUCAGAGUUCAUGAUGUAGAUGUCUGGUUUCUGCUUACGUCUUUUAAACUUUCUAAUUCAAUUCCAUUUUUCAAUUAAUAGGUGAAAUUUUAUUCAUGCUUUGAUAGAAAUUAUGUCAAUGAAAUGAUUCUUUUUAUUUGUAGCCUACUUAUUUGUGUUUUUCAUAUAUCUGAAAUAUGCUAAUUAUGUUUUCUGUCUGAUAUGGAAAAGAAAAGCUGUGUCUUUAUCAAAAUAUUUAAACGGUUUUUUCAGCAUAUCAUCACUGAUCAUUGGUAACCACUAAAGAUGAGUAAUUUGCUUAAGUAGUAGUUAAAAUUGUAGAUAGGCCUUCUGACAUUUUUUUUCCUAAAAUUUUUAACAGCAUUGAAGGUGAAACAGCACAAUGUCCCAUUCCAAAUUUAUUUUUGAAACAGAUGUAAAUAAUUGGCAUUUUAAAGAGAAAGCAAAAACAUUUAAUGUAUUAACAGGCUUAUUGCUAUGCAGGAAAUAGAAGGGGCAUUACAAAAAUUGAAGCUUGUGACAUAUUUAUUGCUUCUGUUUUCCAACUACAUCACUUCAACUAGAAGUAAAGCUAUGAUUUUCCUGACUUCACAUAGGAGGCAAAUUUAGAGAAAGUUGUAAAGAUUUCUAUGUUUUGGGUUUUUUUUUUUCCUUUUUUUUUUUAAGAGUAUAAGGUUUACACAAUCAUUCUCAUAAUGUGACGCAAGCCAGCAAGGCCAAAAAUGCUAGAGAAAAUAACGGGAUCUCUUCCUUGUAAACUUGUACAGUAUGUGGUGACUUUUUCAAAAUACAGCUUUUUGUACAUGAUUUAGAGACAAAUUUUGUACAUGAAACCCCAGAUAGACUAUAAAUAAUUCUAAACAAACAAGUAGGUAGAUAUGUAUGUAAUUGCUUUUAAAUCAUUUAAAUGCCUUUGUUUUUGGACUGUGCAAAGGUUGGAAGUGGGUUUGCAUUUCUAAAAUGGUGACUUUUAUUCUGCAAGAGUUCUUAGUAACUUCUUGAGUGUGGUAGACUUUGGAACAUGUAAAUUUUUUGCUUGUAAUGUUAUCCUGUGGUAGGAUUUUGGCAGGUACACACACUGCCCUAUUUUAUUUUGAGUCUAAGUUAAAUGUUUUCUGAAAAGAGAUACAUGCACUGAACUCUUUCCACUGCGAAUCAAGAUGUGGUAAUAUAAAAGGAUCAAGACAAAUGAGAUCUAAUACUACUGUCAGUUUUAAUGUCCACUGUGUUUUAUACAGUAUCUUUUUUUGUUCACUUUGGAAAUUUUUACUAAAAAUUGCAAAAAAUAAAGUAUUGUGCAAAGAUGUAAGGUUUUUUGAAACUUGAAAUGCAUUAAUAAAUAGACGAUUAAAUCAACUUGAAGGUUCUAUACUCUUUGAACUCUGAGAACUAUCACAAGAAGCUUCCCACAAGGCAGUGUUUUCUUACAGUUGUCUCUUCCUACAAAAGUAUAGAUUAUCUUUAUUCUUAAUACUUUGGAAUCCAUGUAGAAAAUUUCCAGUUAGAUACUCUGCGUACACACAAUAAACCUUUUUAAAACACCCAACUAAUCUCAACUGCAUUACAUUGUUUCUAAUCAAUAUUCAGUGCUUGUCUUGGUGGAAGAGGUGAGUCAUUUUGAAAACUUAUGGUCUUGUUUUUAUGUGUUUUUCAAAGUUUUGAAUGCUAAGUACCUCAUUUAUUUUAAAAAGCCUAGUUUAAUGAUAAGUUUGUUUAAAAUUUUGAGCCAUCAUUUUUCUCUUCAUAGCAAAUAAGGAGAGAAUUGACAUUUCAGUGUUACCUAGAAAAGGAAUUGUAAGCCCAGAAUAAUUCCCUGCAUGAGGUAAUCUGCUUCAAAUUCUUUUUUUAGUCAAGGUUAGCUAUAAGUAAUACUUGUUAAAUGAGUAAAUAUGUAAUACUUUGUGAAUUACUUUGUUAAUUUAGGAGCAUCAAAUGUAUAUUAUGUUUAGUUAUUUAUGAAACUCUCAAUAUUGAUUGAUUUGGGUAAUUAUAAAUUAGUUAUUUUUACUUGUAAUUGAAUGCUUAAAUUCUGUUUACAGUCCGUCCUCUCUCCCUCCAUCCCUCCCUCCCCAGUUUUAUAAAUUCAGGUACCAAUUCACAAACAAAAUCAGAAAUAAAAUAAAUUUAUUGACUGCUUCUGGAUUUAGCAUUCCCUGUAGUGUCAAGCAAUGUCAUGCAGUUUGGGGAAGCAUUUAUUUAAGGAAAUGACAACUUUCUCUGAUCAGUCUUGUUUUGUGAGGUGUCUUCAACACUUUAUGCUUUGGGUACUUCGUGUUUGUCACAGUCUUAGGAUAGUGAAAUCUGAUUUGUCCAAGCGGAGCAAACUACUCGACCCUCAGUCCUUGUAUUUGUCCCUGUAGUAAGACCUAAUUAUUAUUAUUUCUUAAAGAUGGGAUUGGUGUCCUUGGCAACUAUGAAAUUUCGGGGCUUGUGCAUGAGAAGGCAUUUCUUAUUAAGUAUUUCUAAUUGAAGGUAUCAGAGUGUCAAGCAUUACAAACCUGGACAGUUCACCUGGAGGAGUACAAGAAGAGAUAUUCAUUAUCCAUAUUUAAAGGGUCAAGGUUUCCCAAAACCAGGGUGCAAGCCAGAUGUAGUUUUAAAGCAGCUGCCAGGGACAGUUCAUCUUUAGAGAAGUCACUAAAGUUGUAAGAAAUUUUAGUUUCCCCAAAACCACUUUCAACUUCUUAGAAACUAGAAAGACAAUUGGUUUGCCCCACAGAGGACAACUUCAGUUUCAGCAUCUCUCAUGUUGUGUUCUUGAUUAAAAACAACUUCCAUUUGAUAUACUUUUCCGUUUAUUACCAGUUUAGUUUUUUCACUAUUGUUUCUGUAUUCAACUCUUUAUAUGAUUAGGAUAGAAAUUUAGCCCUUCUGUUUUAUAUUACUAUAUUGUUUGUGUGUCUUAGAUAUAUACAUGUAUGUACUAUUUUCAGUAGAAAUUCAUGUAUUUUAUAAUUGGUAAGUUCUUCAGAGCAUCUCUUCUAUAAAAAGCAACAGGAUGCUAGGUAAAACGGAGCAUUGAGCAAAAUACUGAUUAGUUUUUGCUUUUUCCUGAAAUCUACACUAAAGUGAUAGGGUGUGGGGUAAUCCAACAAGGACAAGGUGAAUUGAACAAGAACGAAAUCUGGAAGCAGAUGAAGGAGUACUAUUGAUUGGGCAGACCCAGGGAAGUCAAAUCCUAAACCAGCAGUGGGAACACAACAGAAUGGUGUAGUUUGCACUGGUAAGAUUUGGGUACCUGGCAGGGCUGGGUGCGGUGGCUCACACCUGUAAUCCCAGCACUUUGGGAGGCCAAGGCGGGUGGAUCACUUGAGGUCAGGAGUUCGAGACCACCCUGGCCAACAUGGUGAAACCCCGUCUCUACUAAAAAUACAGCUGGGCGUGGUGGCACAUGCUUGUAAUCCCAGCUACUCGGGAGGCAGAGGCAGGAGAUUUGCUUGAACCCGGGAGGCAGAGGCAGGAGAUUUGCUUGAACCCAGGAGGCAGAGGCUGCAGUGAGCCGCGAUUGCGCCAUUGCACUCCAGCCUGGGUGACAGAGCGAGACUCUGUCUCAAAAAAAAAAAAAAAAAAAAAAAAAAAAAAAAAAAAAAAAAAAAAAAAUUUGAGUACCUGGCCUUUGUUACUUUUUUUCUAUGUGUGUGACAAAAACAUAAUAUGCACACUUUUGUAACCCACCUUUCUCAUUUAAUGGUACAUUGAUAAUGUAUAUCACAUUAACUACUCUAAAUAUUUCUGUGGAUGUAUGUUUUUUUUUUUCUUAACCAAUUUCCCAUUGUUUGGACAUGUAGGUUCCACAUUGUUUAUUAUUUUAAACAAUUCUAAAGAAUUUUAAACAAUUCUUAGGAAAAUCCUCAGCCUAAUAAUGAAAUUAAUUCCUAAAAGUGGAAUUGUUGGGGUAAAGGUUUUUUGAGGGACAUUGAUAAAAAUUAUGGUACUGUCUCCCAGAUAGAUGUACCAAGUUAUACUACCACGAUUUAAUAUAUAUAUAUAUAUAUAUUAAAUCAGAGUCCCAUCCUUAGAAAUCCACAUAUAUGCAGCCACAUGAAUGUAUUAGAAACAAUAAUAGAAGACUCAUGCUUAAUUCAGUUGAUUAGCUUUAGACAUAAUUCAAAUGCAAGUCAAAUUGAGUGCCCUAAUUGUGGUCUCUUAAGUACCAUUUUUCUUCAAGGGAACCAGACUCCUUUGGAUAAAUCACUAAUUCCACCUGUAAGAAAGAAAUGUACAAGAAGAACCUAGGAAACAUUGUUUUGUACCAGAUCAGAAAGAUUCAGGAGGCACCUUAGAAGUUACCACUGGCCAAGGCUGAGAUAACUUUAGCAUCAGCAAGGAUAAUAUCUGCAAGAGAUUGAAACUCAUAGUAUUGUAUUUAACUCUGUGAGUUAAUGAUGGUAGUGGACAGAAUUAUAGUUACCUUUGGGAUACGCUUUUAAAGAAAUUCCAGGUAAUAAGAGAAAUGAUAGAAUUAGGAUAUCACCAUUUUACCCCCCCAACAAUUUAUGGAUCUAGACAAUAAUCGCCAGUGACUGCUAACCUCACAAAGUGAGAGCAAUCAGAUUUUGUGCCUCCUAAUGGAAGUACAUAUACCACCUAUGAAGCAGUUCUGCCAAAAGUCACAUCUCAUCAUGAUGAAGCCUCCUGAUCUAACUACCCCUUCAUUAGAAAUACAGGGGACAGAGGGACAAAUAAUAUACAAGGGACUCAAUCAGCAAAAUCCAGACUCUGGAAAACUACAAGACAUAUGGUCCUGCUUCAACAACAGAAAUGCAAAGAGAAAAGACAACGAUGGGUUAAAGGAGACUUAAGAGCUACAUCUAUCAAGACAAUUUAUGGACUUAUUUGGAUACUGAUUUGAACAAACUGUUGAGACCAUUGGAAAAAUGUGAAAAGUGGAUAUUUGAUAUUAAGGUUUUUAAUUAUUUUUAGGUGUGAUAAUGGUAUUGUUACAUUUUUUAAAGGACCCCUUUUAGAGAUGCAAAUUGAAACACUUAAAAAAUGAAAUGAUACGAUGUAUAAGUUUUUGCUUAAAAAUAAGGAUUGAAGUUGGCUGGUGUGUGUGGAUAUAGUUGAAACAAGAUUGGCUGUGAGUUGAUAAUUAUUGAAGCUGGGUGAUGGGCACUUGGGGAUUUAUUAUACUAUUUUCUCUACCUGUGUUUAUAUUUGAAAUUUUUCAUAGAAGUUUUAAAAUGUGGCCAGUUGUGAUGGCUCAUACCUGUAAUCCCAACACUUUGGGAGGCCAAGGUGGGAGGAUCACUUGAGCUCAGGAGUUAGAGACCAGCCUGGGCAAAAUAGUGAGACUCCAUCUCAAAGAAAAAAAAAAAGUGUUUUAAAUGUGAAUCAAAUUCCUAUAGAAGCUGAUUCAUUACUGUUUUUAUUUUAGCAGUAAUUCAUGAUAAUGACCUGUAUUCAUAAUGAUUUUCAUAAUGAUUGUUUUAGUGGAAUUAAACUUGAACCAGUCAAGCUAACAUAAUUAUAUUCUGCUCCAGUUACAAUGAAUAAUUAAUUGAUUUCAACUGCUAGGGUGAACUCUUGAAGCUAUCAGUCAUCCAGCAAUCUUAGCAAGCAGGCCAUUGGGUCCCUGUUUGCUCUGUCUCUCUCUCUCUCUCUCACUGUUGAAGGGCUUAGCUAACUACUUAAGUAAAAUAUUUGUUCUCUGUUAAACAUGUCAAGGAGUAUGGUCAGCUUAUCCACAUUAAGCCUGUGUGUCCCACGUUGGAGUAAAUGUUAAGUAGCUCACUACAAUAAACUAGAUUCUUCUGCCCUCUCUUGUUUAAAUGAUCAUGUUCCCUGGAGGUGGAAAUAGAUCUUUAAAAAGAUAUUCUGUAGUUGUUUGUUCUCAGUGUAAAAAAAUGAGAAUAAUUUGAUAAGAGUGUAGGUUGUCUUAUAUAAAAAGUGGUUCCAUUUGCAUGAAUUUUAGAAAAAUCAUUUUGGAAAAAUGAAGGCUAUGUGGUUAUACUGAACACAUUAAGCAAUUUUAUUCUUUAUUUUAAAUGAAUAUUUUAUUAUCGUUUUCUUCCCUUGCCCUUUGGGUAUGGGAGUUAGCCUUUGUGUUUCUAAAUACAACAGGCCGGUUUUUAUAAAUUAAGGUGUCAAUAUAUUCUUCAUUAUUUAGUUUUGUGAUUGUGGUUAGUUUUCAUUUUUCUUAAGUAUCUGCUAGUAGCAUCUGUAAUUAAGUGAAGUGACCUGUUAACCAUUUUCCUCUUUCUCCUCCUUUCCUCCUCCUUGAAACAUAUCAGAGCAUGUUUGAAAUUCUUUGGCUUUUAUGGUAUGCAUUUGCUGAUAUGCAUUGACCAGUUACCUUACUCACAGAUACUUCUUAGGCACUUGAUUGUGCCAGGGCCUUGGCUAGAUGAUAAGAAUACAGUAGUGAACUUAACAGUUUCCCUGCCCUGGUGAAGCGUAUGGUCUUGUAGGUGAGAUAGAUAUCAGAUAAUCAUGUGAAUAAAUGUACAAUUCCAGCUGUGAUACAUGCUGAGGAGGAGGUUUUUGGUGAUCCAAGAGCUGAUCAUGCAGAGAUAGGACUGAGAAAGGAGGGUGGGACGUUGUCACAGCUGAUAAUGCAGAGAUAGGACUGAGAAAGGAGGGUGGGACAUCAGGAAGGUCAGAGAAUUCCUUAUGAAAGUGAUGCUUGAGUCAAAAUAUGAUGGAUGAAGAGAGUUUAAAUAGAUUACAUAGAAUUUUUAAUAAUGUCGAUUGGUUAUAUACUGGGCACUGAUAGCUGAUUUUUCUUUGGGGAAAGGUAUGUCAGCCUAGUCAUUCAGAUUCCUUUAUUUUUUUAAAUGUUUUUUCAUUUUUUGCUUUGCAUUGCAUUCAUUUGCUGAAGAGCUGGCUUGUACUUUGGCAGGUGUCAUACUUGGUUAUUCUCCUUAGGAUAUUGGCCCAACAAUCUGGGAGUUGUGAAAGGCGCUUCGCUUUUCAGACCUGGGCGUCUGUAUCAUGACUAUCAUAAAUUUAGGAUUAAGACACCUAGCCUCCUACCAGGAUGAAUGAGGUGUCCAUGUGACCUGCUGUGCCCUGGAAUUUUAUACAUCUUUCUCUCAUAGCACACACCAUAUUACAAUAUAAUCCUGCCUCAUCUAAGCCAAACUUUCGAGAGAAUCAUUUACACUCAGUGGCUACUUCAGCUCCCAUUCACUUAUCAACCUGCUGCAAUUUUUCACAGCCCCCAAAGGACUGCAGUCUGUGCCUUCAGGGAGCUGAGGGUCUAGCGGAAGGAAAGAAACCAGCAGUUACAGUACAGAGGGGUUUGUGUUGGAAACUCUACAAACACAGGAUGCCCUGGUAGCUCAGAGGAAGUGCAUAUCGAGCAUGGUAGGUAGGUAGUGGGAAGAGCCAAGAUGACUUCCCAGAGGAGAAAAGCUGGACCUGAGUUUUGGAGUUUCGGUAAAAGUUUGCUCUAACUAGUCCAAGCUGCUGUCACAAGCUUUUAGAAAUGAUGUAACCAUGGGGCAGUUGACUGUCGUCAUGUUCUUUGCUAUUUUCAUGACUCUGGAUGUGCUUUUCCUAUUCCCUGGAUUGCCCUUUCCCUCGAUUCCUCUGCAGGACUGGGCUUUAUUAAUCUCCAUUUCCUUGAGCUUGGCUAUAGUAGGUGUUCAAUAAACAUUUGUUUUGUUGUGUGCUUUGUAAAUAGGCAAUGAAGCUGAUUUCACAAGAUAGGCACAAAAGUUAGUUUCAUUACAACACAUUACCAACAGCUGUAUUUUUAACUUUUAACAUAUCUCAUUCUAAAUCCUGUGGCAGCACAACCUCCUUCCGUCAUACCUGGAGAUAAAUUUUCUUUCAAAAUCUAAUAUGCACUGUAUUUAUAGAAUAUGAAACAUACCGACCAUGUUUUGCAAAAAUGGGAAAGGCAUAACUUAGCUUUGGGGCAUGUAAGUAACAACUCCUGAUAGGAGAAGAAAUGUAUUCAGAAAGCUCAAAUUAGAAAUAAAAUGGGAGACUCUA
This is a messenger RNA of Homo sapiens (human), 11158 nucleotides long. It is a transcript of the gene ADAM10, whose product is annotated as ADAM metallopeptidase domain 10. The record is from RefSeq and is marked reviewed. Gene Ontology annotation, molecular function: metallopeptidase activity; metallodipeptidase activity; endopeptidase activity. Gene Ontology annotation, biological process: Notch signaling pathway; membrane protein ectodomain proteolysis; regulation of Notch signaling pathway. Bases 174 to 2420 code for a protein of 748 amino acids. NCBI's taxonomy places the organism in Eukaryota, Metazoa, Chordata, Mammalia, Primates, Hominidae. Gene Ontology annotation, cellular component: synaptic membrane; cytoplasm; pore complex. The transcript has 16 exons.